AUGGCCUGGCUGUCCCGUGUCCGUGUGCUCCGUGCCCCUGGUCAGCCAGGAUUCACAGGGAUUGACUCAGAGUACGAGAAGCCUGAAGCUCCUGAACUAGUGUUGAAAACGAACGUUGCAUCAGUGUCUGAAUGUAUCCAGCAGGUUGUGGAGCUCCUCCAAGCACAGAAUAUCGUUCCCUGGGGCUCAAUUAAGGACGUUCUUGAGCUGUUUGUGCCUGAAAAUAAGCUCAGCAGUGUCCGAGCUGAGGCAGAGAAGCUGCCAUCCGUGGAGAUCACUAAGCUGGAUCUGCAGUGGGUGCAGGUGCUGAGCGAAGGCUGGGCCACUCCGCUGAAGGGCUUCAUGCGUGAGGCAGAGUACCUGCAAGUGCUCCACUUUGGCACCCUGCUCAACGAUGGUGUGGUGAACCUGAGCAUCCCCAUCGUGCUGCCGGUGUCGGAGGAGGACAAGCAGCGGCUGGAGGGCUGCGAGGCGCUGGCGCUCAGCUUCCAGGGCCACAGGGUGGCCGUGCUCAGGAGCCCCGAGUUCUUCCAGCACAGGAAGGAGGAGCGCUGUGCCCGCGUCUGGGGCACCACCUGCCCCAGGCACCCCCACAUCCAGAUGGUGAUGGAGAGCGGAGACUGGCUGGUUGGGGGAGACCUCCUUGUCCUGGAGAAGAUCAAGUGGAACGAUGGGCUGGACCAGUACCGCCUCACCCCACGGGCUCUGAAGCAGAAGUUCAGGGAGAUGAAUGCUGACGCCGUCUUCGCGUUCCAGCUGCGCAACCCCGUGCACAACGGGCACGCCCUGCUCAUGCAGGACACGCGGCGCCAGCUCCUGCAGAGGGGCUACAAAAACCCUGUGCUCCUCCUGCACCCCCUGGGGGGCUGGACCAAGGAUGACGACGUGCCGCUGGAGUGGCGGAUGAAGCAGCACGCGGCCGUGCUGGAGGAGCAGGUCCUGGACCCCAAGUCGACCGUCGUGGCCAUCUUCCCCUCUCCCAUGCUCUACGCCGGCCCCACCGAGGUGCAGUGGCACUGCCGAGCCCGGAUGAUGGCGGGGGCCAACUUCUACAUCGUGGGGCGCGAUCCCGCAGGGAUGCCGCACCCCGACACCAAGAAGGACCUCUACGAGCCCACGCACGGCGGGAAGGUGCUCAGCAUGGCCCCAGGGCUCACCUCGGUGGAGAUCAUUCCCUUCAGGGUGGCUGCCUACAACAAGCUGAAAAGGGCCAUGGAUUUUUAUGACCCCAAAAGGCACGACGACUUUGACUUCAUCUCAGGAACACGCAUGAGGAAACUCGCUCGGGAAGGGGAGAACCCCCCGGACGGCUUCAUGGCCCCCAAGGCCUGGAAAGUCCUCACCACCUACUACCAGUCGCUGGAAAAGAAGAACUAACACUCGUCCUCCUCCUCCUCCCCAGAAAUACUUGUAUUAAGAGUGAGCAAUGAUUGAUUGAUUCCCUAUGACACAGAUCAGUUACUUGGCAUUUCCAGUGCUCUGACUGUGGGAUUUUCCUACCCAGGUCAGAGUGGUUUUUACUAAUCAGAAAUACUUUGAGCCUGGUCCUUCUCCCCUUGAAGCUGCUGGGAGCAUCCUUGUGGAGCUGGAAGGGAGAAGGGCAGCAGGUCCUUCGUUCCCAGCUGAGCCUGGUGGCAGGAAGCCCAGCACAGCCUCCAGAUGGGCCACACGGAUAUUUUGGUGCUGCCGGGGCCACGCACCGGCUCCCAGUGCAGAGGUGGGGCCUCAGCACCAGGAUAAAUCCUGCCUGUCCCUGCGUGCAGCAGGAAUGAAGAAGUGCCUUCCCAGUGCCCCUCUCCCAGCACUGCCUGAUGAGGCAGGAGCAGGUGCUGAAGCCAGGAGCAGAUGCUGCUGCUGGGGUGGGAAAGGGGCACCCAGUGCCCGGAUCCAGUCACUGCCCUCCAGGUUGUGCCUUAGACAAUUUUUCCUGAUAAACAGCGGAAUCUUUUUAAUGCCCUUUUUUAAAAGGAUUUUUUUUAAAUCAGCCUUGACCACCGCCAGUUCCUUGUGGCCGAGCCAGUUGCUCACUGUCUGUCCUUGCUUCCUUCCUCCCGUUUGACCUCUCUGGUCACACAAAACCGUGGAUGAGCGUUCCUGGUGCUCUGAGCUCAGCUCUCCGUGGGGACUGUGUCGUGGUGCUCCCUGUGCUCACAGCCUGGCAGGGGAAGCUGGCCUGGGAGGCACCUGAGAUCUCUGAGGAAGAUCUGAGCAGCAAGAAAAAACUGGGGAUGCCAUCCACAUGCUAUGGAGUAUCUUCCUGCCUGGCAGGAUCGGAUCCCCCUUCCCUCUGCCUGCGCUCCUCCCAUCCCGAAGGCAAAUCAAAGGCCAAACAGCCAAGUGGCCACGUGAGGGGGGUCUGAGCAGCUGUAAACCAGGUGAGAGGAGGCUGAAGCUCCUGCCCCCCUCUGUACCUGCAGCCCUGUGUGGGUACAGGUGACCCGAUUCCCUCCGUGCCAGCGGGGUGGGGACAGUGGCUCUGGCUGGGGGACAGCAGGAAAGCCCUUGGGCCCCCCCAGCCCUUUGGGGAGCUGAGAGCCAGUGCCUGGUGCUGCUCCCAGCUCUGGCUGGUGGAAAGUUACCCCAGACUUUACCUCCUUCCCCGGCCUCAGCCCGAGCUGGACUUUGCCGCUGUGCCUGAAGCUUUUCCACUGCCUCCCUGGGCCGGGAGCGGGCAGUGAUGCAACCCCGGAGCCUCACCCGCUGUGCUGCACCCCGAGCAUCCCCCUGGGAGCCCCACGGCCACCUGCCCCUGCCUCAGGUGCUCCCUGUGGCCAGCGGAGCUUUCCCAGGGAAAGGGCUGAUCCCACUCCACCUUCCCGGGCGGGAGGUGCCAGCAGAGGACAGUCAUGCACUCACUUGUUACUCCAACGACCUGAAUUUGUGAUUUUUGUACCUGUCCUUCUUUAGUAGCUGCCCCAGAUCCGGUCAGGAUGUGUUCCCAAUGAACAGGAACCAGCGUUCCCUUCUCCUUGUGCUUCAGUGUUAAUGACAAACGGAUCUGUGCUCAGCAAAACCGACCAGCUUCCCCUUGUCAGGGUCGGGAGCGACACCGCCAGCUCCGAGCUGCUGUGCUGGGGCCACGGCACAGCGUCCAAGCCUUUGGGCAUGGCUGGAAAACAGCCUUGCAAAAAGGCCUGUUGGGUGGGUUUUUAAGUCAUUUUUUAAAAGUAUUUGGAGCAAAGAGCCCAAAGCUUGUGUCAUACCCCAAGGAAAUGCUGCAGCCCCCGUGGUGGGAGCCGACAGCACCUCAGCACCUCACCUGCUCAGGCCCUCCGGCAGGGACCUGGAAGCCAAAAGCAAUAUUCCCACUUUGGGUUUUUAAGGAGUGAAGUAGCACUGUUGCUGCUCAUCAUAAAACAAUUCAACAUUAAAAAACCCCUCUGUGGUAAAUCCAAGUGGUUACAGCAAACACAGAUGUUGUAUUAUCCUGUUAAACCAGCGCAGUGUCCCGAUUACCUCUGAUUAGAGUAUGUGGGCCGGGGGUUUUAUAGUGUAUUUAUUGAAGACAUGAGACUGGAAUUUGUACUUCAACUGAUGCCUCUCAUGAUUUAAUAUAUUCUGAACUCGAUAGUCUGCUACGAAACACUCACUUUUAGUACAAAUAAAUAUUUAUACACGUAA
Pipra filicauda (Wire-tailed manakin) is the source of this 3621-nucleotide messenger RNA. RefSeq names its product 3'-phosphoadenosine 5'-phosphosulfate synthase 2 (gene PAPSS2). The coding region runs from base 1 to 1377 and encodes 458 amino acids. The record is from RefSeq and is a predicted model, not a curated record. The transcript is spliced from 9 exons. Gene Ontology annotation, molecular function: sulfate adenylyltransferase (ATP) activity; adenylylsulfate kinase activity. Lineage: Eukaryota; Metazoa; Chordata; Aves; Passeriformes; Pipridae. Gene Ontology annotation, biological process: sulfate assimilation; 3'-phosphoadenosine 5'-phosphosulfate biosynthetic process.